Messenger RNA from Python bivittatus (Burmese python), 5109 nucleotides. NCBI's taxonomy places the organism in Eukaryota, Metazoa, Chordata, Lepidosauria, Squamata, Pythonidae. The record is from RefSeq and is a predicted model, not a curated record.
AUGGAGAUACUGAUUAGGCAGCAGCUGUCGGACGCUGAGAGACACCAAAAUGUUGAUGCUUUGAAAAGUACUUACAAGUUGAUCAAAUCAGCACAUGAUGGAAAAUCUGCCCUUGAUUCCUUGGAGAGUUUCUCUUUUGACUUGUAUGUCUUAUGUGCAGAACAAGCAUAUCAGAUGGGUUUUCCUGAAAUAAGCCAUGACUGUCUACAAAUGUAUUUUAAAGGAAAAGCUCCUGUUAACCAAUUCUUGGGUAGAGCAUAUUUGUGUCAGAGCCAGUUACAUACUCCUGUAUCUACUGACAAUUUGGAACAAUUUGAAAAAUUCAUUAUAAACUUGCUGAAAACAAUUGAUUUUGCAUUAGGUGAUCCAAGAUACUAUUUUUUGAUAUAUAAUGCUUCAGUUAUUUACUGGAAAAAUGUAAGACCAUUUUUAAAGCCCGGGUUCCGCUAUUUUCUUAUACCAAGUCUCUCUCAGAUUGUGCCUGCAUUGAAACAUCCAGUUGAAGAAGACAAAGAUUGGACAGCAGAACUCAUGAUAGAAUUGCUUGAAAGUUUCCUGGAUGCUUCCAGAAUUGAAGAAGCCAUAACUUUUUCAUCCGCUGCAGCCGCAUUCAUUAAAGAAAAUGUUCCAAGGAGAUAUAAGCAUUUAUUUUCACUAAUGGUACGUCACAAACUAGUGGAAUUUUCAGAUAUAGAAGAUAAACUUGAAAGCUCUCUUAGUUUGAAUAUCAUAUAUAAAAUCCAAACAAUCAAAGAGCAAUUAGAUAAAAAUCAGAUUCCAGAAGACGUUCCUACAGAUUUGAAUAAUAUAUAUGAACUUCUGGAAGAGUCUAGAAAGCAAGUAAACCGUAAUGAAAGAAUUUCUUUGCUGCUGGAAUUGGCACGACUUUCUUUGAGACUAAAUUGUAUAAAUAUUGCCAUGUUAUGUUUAAAAGAGUUGAAGAAAUGUAAAAUUCAAGAUCCAGGAAAAGAAAUUGAAUUAGAAUGCUUGGAAUGUGACUGUGAAGUCCAAACACUUGGGUCUAAAAUUGAAACUUAUACUAAAAGUGUUGUCAAGGCUCAGUUAAAAGUUAUACAAAAACUUGAUUUAAUUUUGAAUCGUGCAAUUCGGCUGAGAGAUCCUAAUAUUAUUCAGGCAGUAUGUGCUACUCAAUGGAAUAUCUGCUUACCACUGCUGCAACACAAUUUACAACACCACAUACGAAAACCACUGUUAGCGAUUGCUGAGGUGCUAGAGAAGAUCGACAGUAUGUUGGUUUUGUUGCGUUGUCAAGUACAUAUGGAAAUUGCUCGCAUUGAAGAAAAAGCAGACAGAGUAGAGACUGCAAUGGAACAUUUAGAAAAGGCCAUCAACCUCGAUAACAAUGGACAGUACCAUGAAUACCUCAAAAUGGCUUUCCAUCGGCUUAGUUUAAACACCAUGCUAUAUAAGUCAUUGGAGCGUCUAGAAGACCAAGCAAGUUUGAUGAUUGAACAGGCUAAAAAAGGAACUGCAAAUGAUAACGUGAGGAAAAAACGCUCUCUGUUGGUGAAUGCUGGCCUUGCACUAGCACCAGAGGCUUUUCAGGUUGUCCUUGAUAGUGAAAAUGAAGCUAAAGUUCCUCCAAGUAAAAAUAAAGAUCAAAUUAGCUAUCUUUGUGCAAGAGCACAGCACCAUACUAGAAAUGUAGAGAAAGCAGAUGGACAUUUGAAGAGACUAGGACAUGAAAAUGAGAAAGAAAGAAUCCGACUAUGGUCAGAAAUAGCAAAAACAGCACGGAAGCAAAGCGUGUGGGAUGUUUGUCGGGCUGCAUGUAGGUUCUGCCUCUUGUAUGAUGACAGUCAAGUGAUAAAGGCAUCAAAACCCAAAAAAUUAGUCAAGAAGAAAGCUAGUAUAACCACAACAGGUGAAGAGCAUGAAGGAAGUAUAUUAAGAGAGUCGCCUAUGCCUGCUAAAGUAUUCUCUUUAGAAAGAGAUCUACUUAGAACUUUAGCAGAAGUAAGAUGCAUUAAUGCAGAGGCUACAAUUCAGUUAUUAAGAACAGAAGGUGUACAGCUCAAUGAUUAUCCUGUCCUCCCUUUAGAUGCAAGUGCACACACUAUGGGAUAUAUUCAACAUUCAACACAAAUUGGAAAAGAAUCAGAAUGGAAUACAUACAGCAACUGGAUAAACGGCUUAUCUCAAUAUGCUAUGGAAAACUUUCUACGAGCUGUCAAAAUUGGAGAGGAGUUAAAUGAAGCCUGGAUUGUACAUAACACUGUGGUGUAUGUGUUAAAUCACAAUAAACAUCUGAUUAUUUCAAAAAGGCAAAGAGAACUUGUUGACUCCCUUCAAAUUCUUUUCAGUGCUGUUAAGAAUAUUGGGAAUUUUGGGAAUACUACUGUUUUGGUAACAUUAUGUAAUGCUCUGGCAAGAGGGCUGAUUCUUCCUUGGAUUCCAAAAAUGAUUUCCAAACCCGAUGAAAAGAAAGUUAUUGAGGAAGGACCCACCAAACGUAAAAAGCCUGCCUUAAAAGCACAUGAUAAAUCAGCCACUGCCCUAAUUACAUCUGUGGAUCCAGCUGGAAUCCCUGAUAUUAAAGCAGCCGUAGAGGUCUGCGAAUUUGCUAUGCGUUUGCCUAAUGGAAGUGCGCCUGAUGAGCCAGUGCCUAUUGCUAUGCGUCAACAAGUUAUUGCAACUUGGGUAAAGGCCAAACAAUUACUUCAGCAUCAGAUUGGGAGAUGGCAUGGAUCUGAGGAUGAGAGUAAUGAUGAUGGGUCAUCUCCCAUGACAAAAUUUUUUAUUGGCCUGGAAAUGUAUUCAUGCAAUGGUUUGGGCCUCAUGGACUUUUCUCUUCCCAGUUUGCCUCAUUUGGUAAAAAUGGCUCUAGAGUACAGUUGGUCAGACUCGCUUGUACAGCUUCAGACAUUGACCAGACUUACACAUUUUGCACAUAAUCUCCAUGACCAUGAACUGGUGAUGACUUGCUGUCAGAAGAUUUUGGAAUUAGGUGAUAAAGUGCCAUUUAACACAGAUGCAAAGAAAAAGGGAAUAAAUGAUUACAGUGUCAGACAAGAAAUGCUAAGUAUUGCUACUUGUGCUCAAGGGAAGAGUAUGAUGGAAAACCUGGCUGGCCAAAAACAUUUGCGGGUUAUAGCAUCAAAAUCCUUUGUUGAAAGUGCAAGAUACGCAGGAGAAGCAGGAAAUCUUGGUCUCGCCAUGGUAGCAGCUCGACAAUUCUGGAAUGCAUGCUUACCUUUCAUUGGUUCUUCAGCAGACAGGCAGCAUCUCAAAGCACCCACUGAAGUCAUUCUCAAGAGCAUCAUUAAAGCAUCCGAGGCCAAAAAUAAGCAGGAAGCAGACAAUAUGUUACAUUUGCAUCAGUGGCACACAGUAGAUUUUCAGAGCGGCGGUCCAUCAGAUGGGCAUUUUUUUCCUGGCGCUGAGGAAGAUUUGACUUUAAGAACAUUCCUCUAUGUGUUACUGUUCCAAGCACAUGCUGAUAAAAACGAUUGGGAGACAGGCCUUAAAGUUUUAGACGAAGCUGUUCAGAUUCUCCCUCGCACAAAGCACAGACUCCCUAUUUUUAAACAUAUGGUCAUGGUGAAGGCAAGACUAGGACGUAAUUAUAUAAUGGAAAUUCAGAAAUUCCGAGAUGAAACUGAAGACUACAUGUCACAUAUGUGGCAUCGUUUGGCAUCUGUUUCCUUGGAUAUAGUGGGACAAUUGUCUUGCUACCAAAAUGCAAUUGAAGUUUUACAGAAAAAGGAAUCUGAAUUAAAAAAAGUGGAUAAUAUCUUAGGAUUUGCAGAAUGGCUGUAUUGCAACCAGUUUCCUCUUAGUGAUGCUAUUAAACACUUGGAAUGGGCAAUAAAUAUGUUGUUGUACCUCAGACCUCUCCAAAACAACCCUGAGGAAGAAGAAUUAAAAAGCCAAAUUAGCAUUGGAGAAUUAAGAAGCAUAAAAGAGUUAGAAGCUUUAUUUAGAGCUUAUACAAUAAUGGCAGUCAUUUCUGGCCAUGGUUCAACUUCUUAUGAGCAGCACUGUUUGAUGGCAUAUACUUUUGUGAUGCGCAUAUGGCAGAUGUCAUUCACAUCAGCAGGAUUGAUUAUAAAGGCACAGGCCAAAGUUUCACCAACCCAACCAACAACUCCAAAAUCAAAAGGCCAAAAAGAUGCAAAGCAGCCUGAUCCUACUCAGAGUUCACCUACAAGCCCUCCUAAAAAAGAUAAAGAGAAAUCCACAAAAGAUGUAAAAAAGGUACAUUCAGCCAUUAAAGAGAAGGCUAAGAAGAAAGGGCCAAUUGAUGUCUUGCCCGGAAAUGUGGAGGAAUGGGCUAGCUAUGAGUGCCCUGAUGAAAUGAGAGAAGCCUUUAAACAGGACUCAAGCGGCUGUGCUGUGAACAGGGAAACCAUUUUAGCACCUACACGUACCCUAUAUUACUUAGACCUUUUAUUUAAGGAGCUGCAGGCAAUGUUAUGUACUCACAUGACUCUUCCACUUCUUCACUUGGCUGAAGUCAUUGCUCAUGAUGUUGUAGAAAGCAAAAGUCUCUCAGAUCUCUACCGUCUUAGGCUUGCCAAAAUAUGUUUAGAUUUAAAAAUGUAUCAAGCAGCAUGUUUCCACGAAAAGGCAGUGGGUGAAGUCUUUAUUAAUGAAAAGGAACAAGGAAGAUUUAGACAAGAGAUUGCAUUUAAAAAUGAGAAUGCCAUACAGGAUAGCCAAAUGGAAAAUAAAAAUUUUGAUUGGACAGCACCAGGCAACGUAGAUCAAAGUAAGAAGCUGUUUACUGCAAAAGAUAAGAUCCUGGAACUCAAUGCAAUUACUGAAAAAGAAUUAAAUGGGCUUUCUCUCCCCUACUUGUGGAUAGACAAAGCUGAAGUCCUAAUCCAGCUAUGUUUAUAUCAACCAGCAAGAUUACUACUCUCAGAAGCACACCAAGCAACACAGGAAAUGAAUGAUCCAUGUGCUGUAUCACGAUGCCUUUAUCUUCUAGCUGUACUAGCUAAUUUAGAAAAAAACCACGGGCAAGCUAAGGUACUGCUUGAAAAGGCCCGCUUGAUAGGUGGAAAUGAACAGUUUUGGCACAAUAGCACUUUUUCUCUCACAGAUGCAAUUUUAGGAGAUGACCAGGAAGUAAAUGACAAAAUG